GAGAGCGAGGGAGAACUACUGUAACGGGUCCGGGCAUUGGGAUGCGGUGGCGAGUGUCGUUGACAUUUGUAGGCCGAUUGUACAACGGAUUUUAGAUUGACUUUGGAAUUUUUGAGAACCUGAAUGGAUCAUUUGUAAAGAACCUGAUAUUAGAAUUUUGUUACUUAGGCAAUGUGCAGAAAAAUGUGGCACGUUGACAUACGUGGUAGCUAGCUGUAACUGGCUAGCUCAGUAAACCUAGCUGAUUUUAAGAGUUGCAGAGGGACACGUUGCAGGAAUAUAGCCCUUAAGGAGAAAGACAGUAACGUUUGACUGUUUUUCGAAACGGUGUUCGCCACUGGUUUGAAGACUAUUUGAAACUGGGUGCACCGUGCCACGAUUUCUGUCAUGGUUUGGUGGUUUUAAACUGAUGUGCUUGAGGCUCCAGUGUCAAUCUCUCAUUACUCCGAUGGAUGCCUGUUUUACUUUAAAGUAAUUUACAGUCGGGUAAUCUGCUUGAAAUUCAAGAUAAAGGUCUACAGUUUUCUCUAUUUAGGCUACCUUGCUUACACUGGAAAUAAAUCUACAACUUUGGUAGGCUAACUUACUGGGCGCCAAUCCAUGGGUAACGCGGUGAGGACUCCACAUUGAGUGAGCUGUAUUGCCCAGAUAGUUAAGGAAAUAUUGUUAUUGUUGUGUUUCUGUAUUAUUUAGUAAACGCUUCGGAUAGCUUUGAAAUGCGAAAAGAGAAUUGUCGCUCCGAAUUGUGGACACACUAAUUGCUUAACAAAGAGGAAAAAUACUGGAAAGAAAGUGAAUAAUAAAAAUGAUUUCAGAGGAACGAAGCUCGCAUUUAUCCAAGCAAGCUCUGACAUUUCCAGUGGGCUUACUGAUCAGUUCGCCAAAAAGAAGGCUCGCAAAGCUAGGAAGAAAGCCAAGCAAUGGGUCUCUGGAGUCCAGCUCCUCCACUACCACCACCAGAUCAUCAGAGAGUGUGGGUGUCAGGCAGCCUGCGAAGAACAAAAUCCGUCGUCACAACAACCGCCUUUCCACCGUCUUUAACCGAAGCCCCCUUCUACGUGAGAGCACGCAGGGCCAGGGCCCCAUGUCUGAUGCCGGGGACAUGUCCGCUGCAGAUGACCCCUCUGAGCUGUCCAAUCAAAUAUCUGCCCCAGGGAUCCUAAAGAUUUUUGGCAAUGACAUCUGCCAUGGGGCCAACUACAAGAGUGUUCUUGCCACCACACGCUCUAGCGCCAAGGAGCUAGUCAAAGAGGCUUUGGAGAGGUACUGUCUCGACAAGGCUGAAGCUGGUGCUUAUGUGCUGUGCGAUGUGAUUGGUCGCGUCGGGGAGGACCACCAGUGGACAAUGGAAUGUUUCCGAGUUGUGGGCGACAAUGAGAAGCCUCUCAUUCUGCAGUCACUAUGGAAACCCAAGGAAGGUUUUGCCCGGCGAUUUGAGAUUCAGAAGCGAGCGAGCGUGGAAGAGAAGAGUGCGGAGGAGCAGGACACUGUCACUGCAGGCAUCAACGCCCAGGCACGCAAGCUUCAGAAGGGCCGCUCGCGGGUGACCUCAGUCUUCAUCGAGGGCAGCGCGGAGGCGGACGGCUCCCUGGACCUGUGGAGGAGUCUGAGUGAAAUGGACCUUUCUGUCAAGGCCAAGGAAGGCCACCGGGGCCACAAGGCCCUACCACAGGAGGACCAGGAGGCUGAGGCUGACAAAGAGACCCACUGUCUGGGCCAUGAAAAAGAGGAGACGGAGAGCAGCGAUGACAACGCCACACAGUACUCCAUUCACCCGCCCUUCGACUUCCCCUACUUCCUGCUGCUGCAGGGCUUCAGUUACAGACAGGACUUCGUCAUCUACCUGAUGAGUGGGAUGACCACCAUCUUUGGACGGUGCAGCGAGCACUCCACCGGGGAGGACGUGGAGAGGCUGAAGGUGGACAUACUGCUCUCCGCACCGGACGUCCUGCCCCAGCACUGCCGCGUACGUCGCCUGGAGGCCCCAGCUCAGGGAGACGGGAAGCGGACCGUCACCCUGCUGAAGCCCCUCCACGGAGCCCCCGUCACGUGCAACGGCACCCCUCUGAAGGAGGAGGCCGAGCUCCGCCCGGGGGAUCUCAUCGGGCUGGGCGACCACUACCUCUUCAUGUUCAAAGACCCCACUGCACCUGUCGCCUGCCAAAUGCCACCCUGGCUGACCUGGUCGUCCCCACACCCAGCAGAGCCCGUCUGUAAAGCGUGUGGGUCCUCCUCCCCGGAGGCCCGGGUCCGGUCCCGGGCACGACGGAUCUCCGCCCCCUGCCUGAAGGACUCCGAAGGCCGGGAUCUUGUCCUUCUGUACAGGCUUGAACACGAGGACCGCAUCCUCUUGGAGAUUAUCACCAUGGCUGAUCCCCAUGGUGAUGACCACAAACUGACCCCAGCGCUCCUGAUGUGUUUGUGCAUCCAGCACUCUGCCACAUCUUUCCAGAUGUCAGACUUCCGUCGACUCCUGCUUCGGGUUGCCAGCCAGGUACAAAUGACCAUGUGGGAAAAGACCAAGGAACUUGCUGCAAUCCAGCCGGAAAUGAUGUCCAGUGGAGACCAGCAGGACCCAGAGGAACUGCAGCUGCUGAGCAUAGAGGAGCUUGUCCCGGGUCUGCGGCCGCUCCUGCUGUGGAUGGCCAAUGCCAUCGAGUUGCUUCACUUCAUUCAGCAGGAGGUGCCCCAGCUACUGCGCUGGAGUCCUGAGGAAGAGGACGGUCUGGAUUCACAUAUGUCCUCCAUGCAGUCAGCCAGCGAGGAGGCAAUGACAGUCUUGGAGGAGGUGAUCAUGUUCACCUUCCAGCAGUCUGUCUACUACCUCACCAAAACCCUGUACACGGCAUUGCCUGGCCUGUUGGACAGUAAUCCCUUCUCAGAGAAUGGCCAACUUCUGGUGCCAGAGGGUGUCAGGAGCAUCCUAGACAUCCUGAAGGAGACCCUUCGGCUGCUCACCUCCUUCCAGGUGCACACGGAGAUCGCCUCCCAGCUCUUCGCCUAUCUCUUCUUCUUCACCAACGCCUCGCUCUUCAACGCUCUCAUGGAGAGAGGUUCUGGAGGAGGGUUUUACCAGUGGUCCCGAGGCGUUCAGAUCCGAGCUAAUCUGGACCUUCUCAUGGACUGGACACAGAGUGUGGAACUGGGCAAUCUGGCGUCAGACUUCUUCCAGAAGCUUUCUUCAGCUGUCAACCUGCUGGCCACACCCAAGGAAAACCUGCUGCAGGCCUCCUGGCGCUCUCUGCGGGCAGAGUUUGGGCAUCUGAACCCUGCUCAGCUGCACCACAUGCUGCGGGAGUACAACCCCGGACGGGCCUGUCCUGCCAGCUGGAGCCCCAGUCCGGAGGAGGCCGACGCAGCCUUGAGCACCGCUGAUAUCCUGGAACGUUUCGACAACCAUCCUCCCCUCAUCCUGCCCAGCAAAAACUUCCAUCUCGAGCUGGGGAGGCCCGUUAAGGAUGCAAGUCUGUGUGCCCAGCUGGGCCGACUCCAGGAAUUCCUCCUGGGUCUGGGAGAGGCUGUUGCCAGCCCUGUGAUUCAGAAACGUCACUCAGGGCCGGGGAAGGAAACCGCGUCAGAGGCCUUUCCUCCCUUUGUUGGCGGGCAGGGGUCAGCGGCCGCCGUGGAACCCAGGGUCACGGACGUGUCAACUCCCCCGGGAGAGGAAGAAGAGUCGGCGUCGCACGGGGCGACUGCAGUCCCGCCCUCUCAUGUUAGAACGUCACGCAGCACCAGUAGCAGUGACCUCAGCACCUGCAAGGCGGUUCUGACCCAAAAGCUGAAGAACCUGGAGCUUCAGAGCUCCCUGGCAGGAGAUCCAGACCUCAGCUGCCACAAACGGCUGGCCCUGGACCCUUCCUGCCUGCUGACUCCGCCCAACACACCCCAAGGCCAGGAGCUGGCUGAGCUGGAAGUUGACACUGUCCGGCACGCCCUGAGUGUCAGCCAGGACUCCGCGGGAUGUGAGGGGAAAGGUCAGAGUUUGUCAGCAGAAUCCACCAAGGAGAAGAAUGGGAGUGAAGAAGAGGAAGAGGAAGAAGUAUUUACUGUGGAGUUGCAGAGGGGACCCCAUGGACUUGGCAUGGCCCUGGUGGAUGGCAUGAAAACACCACUGAAGAUGACUGGGAUUUACAUAAAGUCAGUGGUGCCGGACUCGCCUGCUGCCUUGUGCCAGAAGCUGAGCCUUGGUGACCGCAUCCUGGCUGUGAACGGGCUCAGCCUGGUGGGGAUGGACUACCACACUGGCAGGGAGCUCAUCCAGACGUCAGGGGACAGUCUCCGGUUGUUGGUGGCUAAAUCUGAAUUGACUGGCAGGAGCUCAUUUACUAAAUGUUGAGUGAACAGCAGUCGGGACUGCAGCUGCCUGUACAUCAGCAGGGACAGGAAGGGCAGUGCGUGGCACUACAUGAACUUGGUAUAUAUGACACUUGGUGAUUUGCCAAGACUGUUGCCACUCUGCAUAGCUUCUCUAUGUCCUGAAACUACAGGAGGUGCCCGUAUGAUUUUAACAUUUUUGGACCUUCAAGGUUGAAAAAGUACAAGGUGAACACUUGUUGUGCAGCUGCAGAUGUCGGUCCUCCUCAGAGCCUUACCUCUGAGGUACAGUUCUAAAGGGCAUUGAGCUCUUGUGUGUUCUCUCUGAUGAUCUUCCUUCUGCAUCAACAUUUUGGAGUUUUCAAAACACCUUUUGAUCUGCCAGUGGCUGCCAAGAAGUUGUGUGCUAAUUUCAUGUAUUAGGAUUAUUACUGGUAACUAUAAGACUUUAGUAAUUCAGGAUUCAACCAUAUAACAACUUCAUGACUGUACAGCAAUGCCUCCAACACUUACCUGGAGCAGACUCUGAAUCCCUACAGUCGGGAAAAACUGUACCCAAAAGCCUUGCAAUCCAUGUUUGCCCAGGCAUCAAGAAAUGGCUUAUGAAAUGCCCCUGCAUCUUCAAUUUCAUGCUGCUAUUUUUGCCACGCCGGUUGCAGAUGCCUUGCAAAUUUUCUACGUGUCUGGACUGCACACCCUACAUUUCUAAAACGUUGUUCUACAUAUACAACAUGCAAGUAUACAAAUUCAACAAGCAUUAUCUUUACUGUGUAAACAAUAUCAAAUCUCUUGUCUAUCCUUAUUUAAUAGGGAGGGUGUAUUAAGAAUGAAUAUUGUAUUUUAUUGGAUCAGAAUAUUGUGAAAUUAUCAUUGAGGGUUGAGUAAGACCUUUGCAAUAUCUUUCAUGCUUAUACUUUGACAUGAGGAGUCAUAUGUCAUAUGAAAACAGUAUACUAGAUUCAUGCCAUAUACACUUACCAAGCACUUUAUUAGGAACAUUUUUACUUUAUUACACCAACUUAUUCAUACAUUAAUGAGAGACGUCAGAGGAGAAUGGCCAGACUGGUCAAAGCUGACAGGAAGGUGACAGUAAUGCAAAUAACCACACAUUACAACAGUGGUAUGCAGAAGAACAUCUCUGAACACACAACGCAUCAUAACUGUACAGCAGUAGAAGUAAAAAAAAAUAAGUAUAGUAAAUACCUAAUAAAGUGCUCGGUGAGUGUAUGUACCCAAGCAAAAACAAUGCUCACGACCUUACUGACCGAUUUAAUCAAACCCAAAUCCAGGUUUUAUGUAUAGAAACAUGGCACUCCCUGUUGUUACCAGUAAAACAGUGUUACAUAAUCAAUUUUAAUGAAGAAAAAUGUGAUUUUUGUCACAGUUAUAUUUGUAUGUGUAUCAAAAGUAUGUAUGCAUGUUAUAAAAGUAUUUCCUUUUUAAAGUUACAAAAGAACUCGGUAACCUUAAUACAUUUGCAUUAAAAUUUAUGUUUUCAUA
Molecule: messenger RNA, 5814 nt
Organism: Conger conger (European conger)
Lineage: Eukaryota; Metazoa; Chordata; Actinopteri; Anguilliformes; Congridae
Gene: radil2b
Product: Ras association and DIL domains 2b
Exons: 16
Coding region: 806-4336 (1176 amino acids)
Biological process (GO): signal transduction; neural crest cell migration; substrate adhesion-dependent cell spreading
Cellular component (GO): microtubule
Molecular function (GO): GTPase binding
Source: RefSeq, a predicted model, not a curated record